Suillus fuscotomentosus is the source of this 1524-nucleotide messenger RNA. RefSeq lists its product as uncharacterized. Gene Ontology annotation, cellular component: nucleus. NCBI's taxonomy places the organism in Eukaryota, Fungi, Basidiomycota, Agaricomycetes, Boletales, Suillaceae. The record is from RefSeq and is a predicted model, not a curated record. Gene Ontology annotation, biological process: mRNA splicing, via spliceosome. The transcript has 5 exons. Bases 120 to 1370 code for a protein of 416 amino acids.
AAGCGCUUCUGACAUCAAUACCGACGGCCACGGCAACAACCACAUACCGGGCCUCUGAUUCUAACAUGUGCAAACAACGCCUCCUCGAAAGAAAUAGUUAAAACGCCUUCCUUCUUGCUAUGGAUCAGGAUUCUUUCAGGCAACUUCUUCAGGCACCUCGAGUGCCCGGUGCGACUUCGCAACUCAAAGGAGCUCGGGGAGCAUCCGAUUUAUUCAAGCAGAAAGCUUCGGGAUCAUCUACGCCAACAUUCAAGCCACGCAAAGUGAAGAAGGCUGAAUCUAGAUACCGUGAUAGGGCCGCGGAGAGACGUGAUGGCGGGAAAAGUGACUAUGCUCAGGUUGAAGCUGUUCUCGAAGUUUUCGAACAGCGGACUGCAAAUGAUGAUAAAAAUACUGUCGACGAGCAGCGCCAGUAUCUGGGCGGAGACAGAGAACAUACAAUUCUAGUGAAGGGCCUAGAUAUAUCCCUGCUAGAGCAGAACAAAGCUCGGGCAGCUGCUUCUACCGAAGAUGAUGAUACCCUUGAACAAGCUUUCAUCGAAGCCUCCUCGAAACCCACGGCACAUAAGAAGAGGACUCGCGAAGAAAUCAUCAGUGAGCUGAAGGCCAAAAGGAACGGCGAGGGCUUGCAAUCCUUCGACACCACCGCGGAGCCGAUCGAAGAUGAGGCCCGUAACCUUGAGAAGGCAAAGAAGGCAGGGAAAUUCAAACCAAUUGGUUUCAAGCCAAUAGGAGUGCAGAAAGAGGACAAGGUUACCAAAAAGCGCAGCAAGGAAGAGAGCGCAAGCCGUGACAAGAAGAGGAAGAAAAGGAAAGUGGAGGGAAUUUUGGGUUCACCUCAGCCGUCCAACACCAUUCCUCACCCAGAAGCUAAGCUUCCAGCGGUAGCACCACUUUCUGUUGCCGAAGCAUUCUCACAAAGGCCUCCAUCUCCACUCGACGACGAUGUAGAUAUCUUUGCGGGGGCUGGUGACUAUGAAGGCUUUCCUGGGGACGAUGACAGUGAUGAAGAUGACUUAGUAGAUGCCGACAACACCGAAUCGAAGCAUCAUAUCAAUGAUUUACAUCCUUCAUCCGAACCCGCUCAUUCUAAAGGAUGGUUUGGAGAUGAACACAAUGACGAAGGAUCAAUACAACCACUAGCAUCCACCGAGAGCGCUACACCUCAGUUGCCUUCAUCAAACCAUAUACCUCAAGUGGAUGAAGAGGAAGAGGAACCCUUGCGUCUCAAACCAUUAGAGUCAUCCGCAUUACCCUCGAUCCGCGAUUUUCUUGCGAUGGAUGCUGCUGCCGAAAAGGAGGAUCAAAGGAAAGCCCGAAAAGAAAAACGAAAAACCAAGAAGAAAUCUGGCGGGGAUGAUGACGACUGAGGCUAGUUACAACGUCGUGCAGUGUUAUGUUAUAUACCCGCGCAACAUUUGGCAUGCAUAUGAUGAACAAUUGAUCGGCAACACUUCAUAUUUUACCAUCGUGUGGACUCGCAAACAAAAACUUUCCGCGAGACUUGUAGUGUGCGAAUCCCAG